AUGGAUCACGUCAUGGAGGUGGUUGUCCGAACUGUUAAUUUCAUUCGAGCCAGAGGUUUCAAUCAUCAUCAGUUUGUCAGCCUUCUCAGUGACUGCAAGCCCAAAUUAACUGUAAAGCCCCAGAUUUCAGUGUUCACUGGAGACACAGUUACUCUGAUCUGUGAUGAGGGACGGUCAACUGGAUGGACAAUUUACUGGCUCAAAAACUUUAAGAGAAUAAAAGCUGGUUCUGCAACUGAAACACUGAGAGAAGUGAGAGUCUCUGAUGGAGGAAGAUAUGCGUGUGCUGUAGAAAGAAAGACCACACAAAGCCAAGGAGUCGUGCUAACAGUAAGAGAGAGACCCAAGCCUGUAGUGCGUGUCCAGCCUGAUGGACGUGUGUCCAGAGGACAGACAGUCACUCUCUCGUGUGACAUACAGCAGACAGACGUCAUCAACUGGAGAUACAGCUGGAAUAAAGAUGAUUCAGAGAUUCAUGUCAGUCAGUCUCAGGAAUACCGAAUCAGUUCUGUUAAUGAAUCUCACACAGGUAAUUACAGCUGCACUGGAAGAGAAACAGGAGGAUCACGAUACUCACACACCAGUGAUAAAGUUACACUCACUGUAUCAGGAAAGGAGAGUUAUGACACGGUUUACUCCAAACUGAAGAUUUAAGGUUCUGUUGCUGAUGUAUGAUGAAUACGAUUACUCAACUUUUAUCAACAAUGGAAUUUACAAAUGUACCAAAAGUUGGUGAAUUGGGUAUAUUAUCCUAAUUAUUAAUCAUAUUGUUUAAAUUAUUAAUCAUAACAUGCCUAUAUUCAUAAUCCAUGAUGUUUUAAAACAAGAUUUGUGUCCCCACAACACAUGAUUCUUCUAACUGCUGAUACUGUACCACUGGGUGCAGAUGCAUUCAUCUUACAUAACUGUUACAUUACUAAUAUGUAUUAUAGAAUAAUUAAUAUUUUAAGAGAAUAGAAAUAGGCCUAUGUUCAUGCAUCAAUCUUUCCUCUCUAAAGUCUAAGUGGACGUCCAUGAAAUGUGGAGUCCCACAAGGCUCUAUUAUUGCACCGCUCAUGUUUAGUCUCUAUAUGCUUCAACUAAUUCAAAUAAUGAGAAAGAACCAAAUUGCCUAUAACAGCUAUGCUGAUGAUACCCAGAUUUACCUAGCCUUAUCUCCA
Molecule: messenger RNA, 1160 nt
Organism: Carassius auratus (goldfish)
Lineage: Eukaryota; Metazoa; Chordata; Actinopteri; Cypriniformes; Cyprinidae
Product: low affinity immunoglobulin gamma Fc region receptor II-like
Exons: 5
Coding region: 1-654 (217 amino acids)
Biological process (GO): immune response; cell surface receptor signaling pathway
Cellular component (GO): external side of plasma membrane
Molecular function (GO): transmembrane signaling receptor activity
Source: RefSeq, a predicted model, not a curated record